AAGAAGAGUGUGUCUAUGGCGAAGCGACCGGAUUUUGCACAGAAGCUGUUGGAUGACAUCAGGAGGAGGAAGGAGAAGCUGGGAUAUGUUGCAUCGUCAUCGGGACAGCAACCGGCGCAGCCACCUGCUUCUGAGUAUCAUGUCAGCUCCCGACGGUCGUCCAGAGGAACAGGAGACGUAAUGAAGAAGAAGAAGAACUAUAGCAGCAACAAUCCGGUCAGCGCACAAGUGACGGAAAUAUGGUUCAGCACCAAACAUAACAAAACAGCUGCUCCUCAAGUUGCUUCACGGGAGAUUGUUCCUGUUGGAAGAGCCACAAGCAUUCAGAAUUCUGUCGAUGUGUCAAUGGCACUAGCACUGGCACUCAGUAAUAGUGGAAAACUUCAUUACAUAGCUAAAUUUGGUAACGAGCUCAUUCCACAUAGUGGAUCUAUAUAUUAUGCAGGAACUGCAAAUCAACACUUGUUAUACAGCACGAAACAUCAUGCCGAUCGAUAUCCUUUUUUAUCCAACUUGCAAGUCGGUGAAAUAUCAAAAGGUGUUCAGAAAUUGAAUAAGAUCCUCGAAACCUUCUCCGAUAGGACAAAUUUUGGAAAGGAUUCAAUUCAGAUUGGAAGAGAAUUGUUGAAAGGGGCCAUAGAUUUGGAAGAGUCAUUGAAAAUGCUUGCCACCCUGCAGGAGGCUUCAGAUUACAUGGUUGGCUCUCAAGGGAGGCAGAUCAAAUUGCUCGAGGGUGUGGAAGACGAUGAAACAUCUGACGUCAAAGACAAUCGGAAGGCUCUAAUGUACAAGCCCAGAAUUUCUUUUGAUGGGUCCAUCAACCAUUUCUACAAAUUCACCAAAGCAAAUGAUGAUACCAGAAUUCAAGGGCAGAGAAAAACGCCAUCAUCUUCUAUGAAAAAAAGCAUAGCCAAAACAAAUUAUAGUCAGAGUUCAUUAGAUGCAUCAACGCAAGUCGCUACACACAAACAGUCUCUGAGUUGUGGUCCUGGAUCGCUGCCUAAUUCCUUGUAUUCAGGCAUUACACACAAACAAGGCCAUGGUGGUGAACCUGGAAACUUCUCAACUGGUAGUGGCAAGUUCUCUGCUUCAAAGAACACCAAGCAGUUGGAUCCUAAAAGCCUGGUGAGCAGCAGUGUAAGAAUGCCAAAUAUUGUUGCUAAACUUAUGGGCCUUGAAGAACUUCCGAUGCCCAAGGCUGAGGGGAAAAAAGUUGAAGGAAAGAAAGAACCGAAGUCUAAGAAAGAGAUGGUGAUAGGUCAGACGUCAAUAGCAGAUGAAAAAGUGAGAAAAGAGAACAAGAUUCUGAAUGAAAACGGCAUUGACGAAACUAAGGACAAAAGCAGCAAGGAGAAGACAAAUUAUAUACGGAACAUGACUCCAUUGUCAAAUCAUGCACCAAAGAGGCAUCUUGAAAUCAAUAGGAAGAUCGUGAACAUCGAUAUAAACCACAGUUUAAAAGAAGGGAUAGCCAAGAAGAAUUUGGUACAACUGAGAGAAAAGGCAGAAAAAGAAGAAGAGAGAAGAAACAUAUCUGAAUCAGUUCGCCAGCUUAUCAGCAAAUCAAACCAAGAAGGUGACCUGCAAAGAACCAAAAAGAAGCAACCGUCCAUCAGCCAUGAUGAAGCAGCUGCCAAUAAAGAUACAUGCAUGAACCAAAAGGACAAUGACCAAGAUUGCUUAGCUCUUCCAAGCAAUCAGACAAACACCCGAGGGUCGUUGCAAAAAGCAGCAGUCAAAGUAAAACCCAAAUAUGAAGUUUGUGAAAUUGCAAAAGAAAAAGAGCGUGCUACAAACAUCAAGUUGAAGGCCACCGCAGCAACAAAAAGUGAACAGAAAUCUAGGAAAUCUACCGAGAAAAUAAGCAUGCAUAAGAUGUUAUCUAGCGGCACAGUUGUAGCUAUAGAAAGAAAUUCAGAAAAGGAUAGAAAUGUAGAGCAACCAAAAGGACAUGCAAAGAGCAGUCAUCAAGAGAUGCAAAACACAAUGGAGAGAAACUCUGCCUAUGUUGAAUUGGAUAGAACAUCAUCACAUAAGAACUCUGAAGAUACGAAGCUCUUACAGAGAUAUUCAAGAACUGAUAAAGAGCUGCCUCAAAUUCUGGUGAAAACAUUGAUGAAGCCUGUAAAUUUUCCAACUGCAAAGAAAGUAGAUACAGCAAACAUGAAAGUUCAGAAAGGUGAAAGACAUAAAGUUCUAGGGGACAGUUCUGGAUAUAAUAGAACACAAAAUGAGAAAAGACAGCAAUCAUCCUUCUUACAUGAUCUGGAGAAGAGAUGGAAAGAAAGAAUCAGUAAAGAAAAAGGAACAAAAGUUAGCUUUCAUGAAACAAAUUCAGAACAACAUCUAGAGCAGAAAACUAAAUCAACCUUGGUGUCAGAUAAUUCUUCAGUUGAUGCUGGCGAAGACAAAGAAGUAUUAGAAGAGGAGACAGUUGCGGAGACCAAUGAUCAUGACAUAAUAAAAUCAGCUUUUGAGGCUUUACCAGAGCAAGAAGCUUCCAUCAGUGUAGAUUCAGAACCACAACCUUACAACAACAGGGAAAAGCUGACAGAAGAUGUAAAUAACAACAUGCAGCUUAGCAAUUGUAAUACCCUAAAUCAGAUGAGUCAGGCAAUAUCUGAAGUAAAUGGACAAGGUUCACUUACCAAGGAUGAACAUUUCCUCAUGCAACUUCUGAUUAACAAUCAGCAUUUCCGCAACACAGCACAAGAAAUUUUCAAAAUUGAUAUUCCAGUUGGUGUUCUACAAACCAGCAACCAGGCUUGUCCAAAAGAGGAAAACAAGUUACUUUUAGACUGUGGAUAUGAGUUACUGAGGAGAAAAGGGAAAAGAGAGGUUACCUGUGCCAUGACAAGGCCUCAUGCAACAGGGGAAGCUAGAUACCUGGAUGCACUGAUGAAGGAAUUGAAUGAUGAUCUUGAGAGUCUUAAGUUCCCCAAAGAAACUACAUAUAAUGAUGACAUUGCUGAAUUCCUUCACAUGAUACUUGCAAGAGACAUUGAAAAUAGUAAGCCAGAUAUAAACUGUAUGUGGGAUAUUGGUUGGAACAGCAGUAUAUUUGCAUCAGUUGAAAAGGACGAAAUUGUAAGGGAUAUGGAGAAGCAUGUAUUGAAUGGACUCAUCAAUGAGCUAGCUAGAGAGCUAGUCGAUGCAACCAUCAAUGUUUCAUAAAGAACAAUUCUGAAAACUGCUUCAUGCUUUGCAUUAAUAUUGUGGAAAUCCAAAAUUGCUAUUUAGUGGUGUAGCAAGAAAA
Musa acuminata AAA Group (dessert banana) is the source of this 3256-nucleotide messenger RNA. RefSeq lists its product as uncharacterized. Bases 16 to 3174 code for a protein of 1052 amino acids. NCBI's taxonomy places the organism in Eukaryota, Viridiplantae, Streptophyta, Magnoliopsida, Zingiberales, Musaceae. The transcript is spliced from 5 exons. The record is from RefSeq and is a predicted model, not a curated record.